This is a messenger RNA of Molossus molossus (Pallas's mastiff bat), 630 nucleotides long. It is a transcript of the gene NT5C, whose product is annotated as 5', 3'-nucleotidase, cytosolic. Gene Ontology annotation, biological process: pyrimidine deoxyribonucleotide catabolic process. NCBI's taxonomy places the organism in Eukaryota, Metazoa, Chordata, Mammalia, Chiroptera, Molossidae. Bases 36 to 602 code for a protein of 188 amino acids. The transcript is spliced from 5 exons. The record is from RefSeq and is a predicted model, not a curated record. Gene Ontology annotation, molecular function: 5'-nucleotidase activity.
CGCGGCGCGCGCGGCCCGUGCGGGUGCUGGUGGACAUGGACGGCGUGCUGGCCGACUUCGAGGCGGGCCUGCUGCGGGGCUUCCGCCGCCGCUUCCCGGCGGAGCCGCACGUGCCGCUGGAGGAGCGCCGCGGCUUCUUCGCCCGGGAGCAGUACCGCGCCCUGCGGCCCGACCUGGCGGACAAAGUCGCCAGUGUGUAUGAAGCCCCAGGCUUCUUCCUAGACUUGGAGCCCAUCCCUGGAGCCUUGGAAGCAGUGCAGGAGAUGAACGCCAUGGCUAACACCGAGGUCUUCAUCUGCACCAGCCCUCUGAUGAAGUAUGACCACUGUGUGGGUGAGAAGUACCGCUGGGUGGACAAGCACCUGGGGCCCCAGUUUGUGGAGCGCAUUAUCCUGACAAGGGACAAGACGGUGGUCUCGGGGGACCUGCUCAUUGAUGACAAGGACACCAUUCUAGGCCAAGAGGAGACCCCAAGCUGGGAGCACAUCUUGUUCACCUGCUGCCACAACCAGCACCUGGCUCUGCCCCCCCCAAGGAGACGGCUGCUUUCGUGGAGCGACAACUGGAGGGAGAUCAUCGACAGCAAACGGCUGGGAUGGUAGCUGAAGGAAGGGAAGGCCAGCAGGGAGC